This is a messenger RNA of Verruconis gallopava, 2041 nucleotides long. Its product is annotated as dihydroxyacetone kinase. The record is from RefSeq and is a predicted model, not a curated record. Gene Ontology annotation, cellular component: cytosol. The transcript has 2 exons. NCBI's taxonomy places the organism in Eukaryota, Fungi, Ascomycota, Dothideomycetes, Venturiales, Sympoventuriaceae. The coding region runs from base 118 to 1899 and encodes 593 amino acids. Gene Ontology annotation, biological process: glycerol catabolic process. Gene Ontology annotation, molecular function: glycerone kinase activity; ATP binding.
GGAAUGUGUUGCACUUAUUAGGCCAGCCUGUACCUUCGUCGCAUUUCUCUUCCCUUAUAUCACUCGUUCUUUGGCUGUGUUUUCGUAGUUUCCGCUGCCUUUCAACACAGUCUCAUCAUGUCCCGCAAACACUUUUUCAAAGAAACGACUGGUGUCGUAGUACAAGGCCUUCGGUCUCUCGUCUCCAGAAAUAAUCACCUUGCCUUGGAUGAAGCAAAUAAAGUUGUAUACUCGACCACACAUUCUCCGUCGAAGAUCGCAAUCGUCUCUGGAGGUGGUGCAGGCCAUGAGCCAGCAUGGUCUGGUUAUGUUGGUGACGGCAUGCUCAGUGCCGCUGUCAGCGGAGAAGUGUUUGCUAGCCCUUCCACCAAACAGAUCAUGGCAGGCGUGAGACACGUUCCCAGCGAUGUUGGGUUGAUCCUUUGCAUUACGAAUUACACUGGAGAUAAUCUACACUUCGGUUUGGCGAGGGAGAAAGCAGCUGCCAACGGUCAAAAUGUCGCUGUCAUCAGUCUAGCUGAAGAUGUUGCCUUGGGAAGAAAGAAGUCCGAAGGCUUGGGAAGACGAGGACUGGCCGGGAAUAUGUAUGUCCUAAAGCUUGUGGGAGCUGCAGCUGAAGAGGGCUGGUCUUUCGAGCGUUGCGUGGAAAUUGGAACCCAAAUCAAUGCAAAUCUGGUGACCGUGGGAACAAGCCUAGACCAUUGUCACAUACCUGGUCGAGCCCAUCACGAGCAAGUUGCGGACGAUGCAUGCGUUCUGGGGAUGGGUAUUCACAACGAGCCUGGCUUGCUCACGAUUUCGCCAAUGCCGUCACCCGAAGAGAUCGUAGGAAAGAUGCUGUCAUUCCUUCUAGAUCCAAAUGACAGUGAGAGAGCGUUUGUGGAGUUCAGAGAGGGCGACGAGGUAUCUUUGCUGAUCAACAACUUUGGCGGCUUGUCUGUCUUUGAACUCGAGGCUCUAGCCGAUGUUACCCUCCAGUUGCUCGAAAAGGAUUGGAAGAUCAAGCCUGUGCGCAAUUUCGUCUCCGUCUUUGAGACGUCUCUCAACGGACCUGGCUUUUCGAUAAGCCUCGCAAACAUCAGCGGAGUUGCACGGUCUAUCAACUCUACAUCAGAGGAGGUUUUGAGGCUGUUGGAUGCCCCAACCACUGCUCCCGCCUGGCCAAAGAAUGGCUAUGCCACAAAGGCACCUACUAACGGUAUUUAUACCAACGGCAAAAUGGAAGAACUCACCAAGCCUUCGCCAUCAGAGGCUGACAUCGGCCCUCAAGUUAAUCCUGAAUCGCUAGAAAAAGUCUUGCGGAAGGCUUGUAACGCGGCUAUUGCUGCUGAGCCUGAGAUUACCAAAUACGACAUUCAGAUGGGGGAUGGAGACUGCGGCGAAGCCGUCGCUGGUGCCUGCACAGCCAUUUUAGCCCAGCUCGAUGCGAAGGCGAUAACGAGCACUUCCUUCCUCGAGCAGAUGGAUAUAAUCGUCGACACGGUAGAAGACAUUGGCGGAUCCCUGUUUGCAAUUAUCGCUAUCCUGCUCACAGCAUUCACAAAUAGUAUCCGCCAACAGAAGAGCAGCGGAACCCUUACGAUCGAGACAGUCUCCAAGGCCGUCGGUCCCGCUAUCGAGGGCCUCAUGAAGUAUACCAGUGCUCGCGUAGGCGGCCGUACUGUCAUGGAUACAUUCAUUCCGUUCUGCGAGACGUUGCAGAACACAAGCGAUCUGGAAGCCGCUGUGCAGGCUGCCGAGGAGGGUGCAAGAAGCACGGCGGGGAUGAAGGCGAAGUUCGGAAGGGCCACAUAUGUAGGCGACAAGGCGGAGGAGCUGCGUGAAAACCCUCCAGAUCCUGGGGCGUACGCACUCUCCGUAUUCUUGAGGGCAUUGGCGGAUGGGGUUGCCAAUCUGUAAACAUGUGACACGUUGAACUGGUUAUGAUCAUGACAUUGGUGUUAUGGGUAAAUGUGAACUCAUCUGUAUUCGGGAGACCAUUACUCCUGUCACUAGUAAUUUCGAGUAGAUAUCGAGAUGCUGAUGAUGUAGGGGUAACGAU